AUGUGUGGCAUUUUCUUCUCCCUCGGCGCAUCCGAACCUGUAUUGCCCAACCAGGAGACCUGCAGCUUAUUACGGAACCGAGGACCGGACAGCUUCCAAGUCCAUCAAGUCACACAAGAUGCCAAAUCUAGCACAAAUGAAUCAGUGGCUGUGCAUCUGACUUUUGUUUCCACAGUGUUGUCUAUGAGAGGCGACCAUGUGGUGUCUCAACCGUUAGUGGAUGCUGCGACGCAGUCUGUUCUCUGCUGGAAUGGAGACGCUUGGAAAAUAGCAGGGAAUCCCAUCCAGGGUAACGACACUGAGCUUAUCUUCAAGCUCUUUCUGGAGGCAGUACAGCCUCGUCCAGGACAGACUGAUUCGCAAGAUGCGGUCUGUCGACUCCGGGACGUGAUAAGUAGUGUCUCUGGACCAUUUGCCUUCGUGUUCUAUGAUGCAGUAAACUCAAGGGUCUUCUUCAGCAGAGAUUGUCUAGGAAGACGUUCUUUGCUUCAAGGUGUGGAUGAUGAUGGAAAUCUUAAAAUAUGCAGUAUCUGUGAUAGCAGUUCUACCGCCCAUUUCGAGGAAGUGGGGUCGGAUGGAGUGUAUAUGAUUGACUUUACGCGUACUGUCCUGGAUACGCCUGGGUUGAACGACAGCGGCGUAUGUUUUAACAUUGACAGCAUACAGAUUCUUCCAUGGGGUUCUGCUUCGACCGGCCUGCUCAGAAACCCAAUCCCUCCAAUGAACAAGACAAUCCCGGAAGGGCCCCCGCCUCCAUUAACCACAGACUCUGUCUGCAUCACAACCCUCGAGCAGAAGCUCCUUCAAGCGCUCUCAUUACGGGUGGAGAAUGUCCGAGAGCCACCUACAAUGAAACCAGAGGACAACGCGAAGAUCGCAGUCCUGUUUUCCGGCGGCCUCGACUGCACAUUGCUGGCCAGACUAUGCCACGAGAUCCUUCCAAGCAAUGAAGCAAUCGAUCUGUUGAACGUCGCAUUCGAGAAUCCUCGUGUCGCCGCAGCCGCAGUAGCAGCAGCGAAAGGGAAAGCGCCGGCACCAGGCUCCGUGUACGAAAACUGCCCAGACCGGAUGACCGGACGCUCCGCCCUUGCAGAGUUGCAAAAGGUCUGCCCAGACCGGCAAUGGCGAUUCGUGGCCAUUGACGUACCCUACGCGGAGACAGUCGCACACCGUGAGACGGUGAAACGGCUGAUGAGGCCCCACAACACCGAAAUGGACUUGUCGAUCUCGUGCGCCCUAUACUUCGCCUCACGUGGACAAGGCACCGUUCUCGAUCACGCGGACACAACCCCAGUACCAUAUACGUCACCCGCGCGGGUUCUCCUAUCCGGACUCGGGGCGGACGAACUGUUCGCAGGGUACGGAAGACACGGCGUGGCGUUCUCACGAAGCGGGUUCGAAGGCCUCGUCGAGGAGAUCGACCUCGAUGUGAGUCGCCUCGGCAAACGCAACCUCGGCCGCGAUAAUCGCGUCAUCGCACACUGGGGUCGCGAGGCGAGGUUUCCGUUUUUGGACGAAGAGUUCGUCUCGUGGGUCGUGCAACUCCCCGUGUGGGAGAAAUGCGGAUUCGGAAUGCCUAAUACGGAGACGGACACGUCCACUGCCCUCGAUUGUGAAAAGCGGGCUCUUCGUCUGGUAGCCCAGCGACUGGGUAUGCCGCAAGUGGCACGAGAGAAGAAACGAGCUAUCCAGUUCGGGGCUCGUACAGCCAAGAUGGAAAAAGGUAGAGUGAAAGGGACGGAUUCACUGGAUUGA
This is a messenger RNA of Aspergillus campestris IBT 28561, 1755 nucleotides long. RefSeq names its product asparagine synthetase domain-containing protein. Gene Ontology annotation, molecular function: asparagine synthase (glutamine-hydrolyzing) activity. The record is from RefSeq and is a predicted model, not a curated record. Bases 1 to 1755 code for a protein of 584 amino acids. The transcript is spliced from 2 exons. NCBI's taxonomy places the organism in Eukaryota, Fungi, Ascomycota, Eurotiomycetes, Eurotiales, Aspergillaceae.